Acanthoscelides obtectus is the source of this 1285-nucleotide messenger RNA. NCBI's taxonomy places the organism in Eukaryota, Metazoa, Arthropoda, Insecta, Coleoptera, Chrysomelidae. The record is from the annotation of a GenBank genome assembly.
UAUAUCUGUUUUGUGAUCCUUUACGUUUACGUGUUGUGACUUUAACCUAACAUUAUUUUGAGAAACAUUUCAAAAUAAAAUAGAUUAGUUGAAUAAAAAUUUGUAUGUAGGAAAGUGCAAACAUGUUCAGGACUUGUUCACAACGCCAUAUAUGGAAAUUUAGAAGGCUAGAGAUUCUUAUUAAGAUCCAAAAUACUUAUUUCACCAGCACAAGUUACUUUACAGACAAGACAUCCUCAAACUUUGAACAUGAUCGUGGUGGAUUUAUACCAUUUCUACAGAACGUUAACUUGAGAAGAGCUGAAGCUAAGCGAAGUUUACUGGUGCAAGUGCAGUCACCACAAUCUUAUAAGGAACUAAACAGUUAUUGCAGCAUUUUUGGUACAGUGAAGCAAAUGUUUCAUUAUAGUGUAGGAGUCGAGCCACUGCAUUUCAUUCUUGUCGAAUUUGAGGAACAAUCUGAAGUCCAAAAUCUCCUGAAAAAUACCUCGUAUGUUGACGAAACACUAAUUGUUCCAACAUAUUCACACUUUCUAUGGUUCAAGGCCCAAAACAAGAAGUCUCCGAAGGUGAGACAAAUCGAUGGCGCUGUUUUGUCUAUCGAAAAUGGAACUAGGAUUUUAAGUGACCACGAAAUCAUUAGUUCACUGAGACAGUGUGAAAAUAUAUCAGAACAAAUGAAGUUACUGUAUUCGUUAACCAAAUUGAAUUACCUGGGCUCGAGGCUGAGGUAUCUCACAGUGUUACAAAUAGAUAAUAUGGUAUCAGGAAUGUUCCCGCAUGCUCAAGCUUAUCCGUUUGGUUCUAGUGUAAAUGGUUAUGGAAAAAUGGGAUGUGAUUUAGAUCUAGUUCUAAGGCUUGUUGAUAAAAAGAGUUCCGAAGAGAGCAGACUGAUGUUCCAUUGCAAGGUUUCCAAUGGGUCGGAGAGAUCUACAAACCAACGGCAUAUAGAAGCAUUUGGUGACAUGAUUCACUUGUUUCUUCCUGGAUGUGUACAAGUAAGAAGGAUAGUGCAGGCUAGAAUUCCUAUUAUAAAAUAUCACCAACAGCUGACUGAUGUGGAAUGUGAUUUAUCGAUAGGAAAUAUGUAAGUUCCUUUUUGCAUCAUAAAAUUAACCCUCUCUUACUUCCUUUUACUUCUCAUGCCAAUACGACACGGCAGUAUUGUAAUCGUAAAAAAAAAAUUGAAAUCAACUUAUGUUUCUCGGAUGUUACACGUAGUGUAACCUCGGAACUCUUUUGACUGAAUAGCUUUUUGAGAUAAUUAGUGGAAUGUGUUAAAAUA